Molecule: messenger RNA, 2289 nt
Organism: Fraxinus pennsylvanica
Lineage: Eukaryota; Viridiplantae; Streptophyta; Magnoliopsida; Lamiales; Oleaceae
Source: the annotation of a GenBank genome assembly
AUGGAAUGCUCAAGAGUCUUUACAUUUCUCUGUUUUUCAUUGAGUUUCUUGGUUUUGGGAACCUAUGAACUACAAUCCUCCCAAACCCAAGUACUUUCGCAGCUAAGGAGGCAAUUAGAGUACCCAAAACAGUUAGAUUUAUGGCUCAACACUAGCACAGAUUUCUGUUAUUUGUCAACCCCUCAGGUGAACAUAACUUGUCAAAACAAUUUGGUUAUUGGGAUCAUAAUCUUUGGUGAUAAGCGAAAAAGGGUUAGUAAUUUUAAUGGAUUUCGAGUUUUGGAUGGAACGUUGUCACCAAAUUUCUCCAUGGAUUCUCUUGCAGCUACCCUUUCUAGGCUAAAUGGAUUGAAGUCCCUUAGUUUGGUAUCAUUAGGCAUUUGGGGUUCAAUCCCUGAUAAAAUUCAUAGAUUACAAUCACUUGAAUACUUGGAUUUGAGUUGGAAUUUUCUAUAUGGUUCUAUUCCUCAAACACUUUCAAGAAUUGGCCAACUUCAGAUUCUUAAAUUGGACGGGAAUUUCUUGAAUGGAACCUUUCCUGAUUGGUUUGAUUCGUUUUCAAAUUUUACUAGUUUAAGUUUGAGGAACAAUCUUUUGAGUGGCUCAUUGCCAUCUUCGAUACAAAGGAUUACCACUUUAACAGCUCUUGUUUUGUCAAACAAUGCAAUUUCUGGGAUGUUACCGGAUCUUAGUACCUUAUUGAGCCUACAAUGGCUGGAUUUAAGCAAAAACAAGUUUGACUCUGAACUUCCAAUUAUGCCGAAAGGACUGAAAACAAUUCUGCUAAACAACAACUCCUUUUCUGGGAGAAUUCCUCAGCAAUAUGGUCAACUGAAUCAACUUCAGCAAAUUGACCUUUCUUUCAAUGUCCUUGAAGGGACACCUCCUGCAGGACUUUUUUCGUUGCCCAAUAUAAUUUCUUUAAACUUGGCGUCAAAUAUGUUGAGUGGGUCGCUUCCUGUGCGAUUGAAUUGUGGCGCUAAGCUUGGAUCAGUCGAUAUUUCUAACAAUAAAUUGAGAGGUCUAUUGCCUUCCUGUUUGAGCUCUGUGAUAAAAACUAGAGGUAUAAAGUACGGAGGUAAUUGCCUGUCGAUUGAUCUUAGUCAUCAGCAUCCAGAAACUUAUUGUGUAGAACCCCACGACGAGAAGAAAAAAUCUGAAGGGAAAAAUUUGGGAGUAUUAAUUGGCAUCAUUAGUGGAGUUAUUGUUAUUAUGGGGCUUUUGGCCUAUGGAUUUCUUGUUUUGUGUCGACAAUAUUGUCCUCGACGGACAUCGGAGCAGCAUUUAUUGCAUAAUUCAGUGCAAGAUAACUCUGUCACGGGGUUCACUUCCGAGCUUUUAACAAACGCUAGGUUUAUCUCUGAUGCAGCAAAGUUACGCUCACAAGGUACACCCGCUCAUCGCCUGUUUUCAUUAAAUGAGCUAAAGGCUGCCACGAAUAAUUUUGAUAAGUCCACCUUGAUGGGUGAAGGUUCGACUGGAAAGAUGUACAAAGGAAGACUGGAAAACGGGACUCAAGUAGCUAUACGGUGCCUAACUGUAUCAAAAAGAUUUACAAUUCGAAAUCUCAAACUAAGACUCGAUUUGUUGGCUAAGCUCCAGCAUCCUCAUUUAGUUUGCCUCUUGGGGCACUGCAUCCAGAAUGAAGGAAAGGAUGAAUCUGGUGUAAACAAUGUCUACCUCUUAUACGAAUAUGUACCCAAUGGAAAUUAUCAAGCUCGUCUUUUGGAAACUAAUCCCGAGAAGGUACUCAAAUGGUCCGACAGACUGGCAAUUCUGAUUGGUGUUGCCAAGGCUGUACAUUUUCUUCACACUGGAAUUAUUCCUGGUUUCUUCAAUAAUCGAUUGAAGGCGAACAAUAUAUUGCUGAAUGAGCAUUGGAUGGGAAAGCUGAGUGAUUAUGGACUGUCAAUUGUAGUCCAAGAGAUUGAUGAGCACAAGGCAGAAGGAGGCCUUAAAGCAUGGCAUAUAAAGAGCUUUGAGGAUGAUGUUUAUAGCUUUGGAUUGAUAUUACUCCGGUCGCUUAUCGGUCCUUCGUUCUCUGCGAGAAACGAGGCAUUUUUGGUUAAUGAGAUGGUUUCUUUAGGUACUCCUGAUGGCCAGAGGCGAAUAGUUGACCCAUCUAUACACACGUCUUGCUCUCAAGAAUCUCUAUCGAUUAUCAUAUCCAUAGCGAACAAAUGCAUUUCUCAGGAAUUCUCGACUCGUCCAUCUUUCGAGGAUGUUCUUUGGAACUUGCAGUAUGCAGCUCAAGUUCAAUCAACAGCAGAUGGAGAACAAAGAUCUUGA